Messenger RNA from Mercurialis annua (annual mercury), 528 nucleotides. RefSeq names its product glycine-rich protein 23-like. The transcript is spliced from 3 exons. NCBI's taxonomy places the organism in Eukaryota, Viridiplantae, Streptophyta, Magnoliopsida, Malpighiales, Euphorbiaceae. Bases 1 to 528 code for a protein of 175 amino acids. The record is from RefSeq and is a predicted model, not a curated record.
AUGGGGAUCCGAGAAGCGUUGAGUUGGCUUAAAGAUGUCCUGGCCGUAGUGGUGGAGUCCGAUGCCUUGGAGGUUAUUUUGGAUAUUUGUAAUCCCUCUAGAGCGAAAUCUAACUCUUUGAUUACGGAUUAUGUGGAGCGAUCUGUGAAUCAGAUUGCACAUGUUCUAGCGCGUUAUGCUCGCUCUUUGUCAAGUCAUCAGGAGUGUCGUAUAUGGCAGUCCGUAGGACACGGUGGCGGGGACGGUGGUGCUAAUGGAUUUCAGGGUGGCAGUAAGCAUGAAAUCAUUGACAUUGGAAAAUUAGAGAAUGGAGGUGGAAUUGAUGGCGGAGGCCCUGUGGAGUUUUCUAGUGGUAUAGUUGAUGAACCCAAAAAUUUCAGUGGUGGUGGUAAUGGUGGUGGUGGUGGAGGGGCUGGAUGUGAUUCCGAUGGAGGAGCUGAAUGUGAUUCCGGCAGAGAUGGUGGUGGUGGUGGAGGUGGAAGUGAUGGAGGCUGUUCUUCUACGACGCAGGGAGGAGGAGGCUGUUGA